Molecule: messenger RNA, 675 nt
Organism: Rhodamnia argentea
Lineage: Eukaryota; Viridiplantae; Streptophyta; Magnoliopsida; Myrtales; Myrtaceae
Exons: 1
Coding region: 1-675 (224 amino acids)
Biological process (GO): protein ubiquitination
Cellular component (GO): cytoplasm
Molecular function (GO): ubiquitin protein ligase activity
Source: RefSeq, a predicted model, not a curated record
AUGGAUGCCCUUGGAGACGUCACCAUAACCCUUCGAGUGCUUUGUCCUCGAGAGGACGCGAGCACAUUGCCGGAGGACCGCGAGAGCUGGCGAAGCAGCUUUCUCCUGGACAAGUUCACGCGAACCCGCUUCUUCAUGCUCCAGCGAGGAAAUUUCCGACGCGGCCUGGACGACCUCCUCUUGGUGAAGGAGAUAUUGCUCCGCGAGGCCUUUAGUGUGAUCGCCGAUCGUACGGCCAACCCCUACAUGACGCUGCACCGGCAAUCGAUAGACAGCAUCUUCAUGGACUCGGCCUUGCACUUGCAAAACGUGUUGAGGAGCGAGCAGUAUUCGCACCUCCAGAAGAUGCCAGUCGAGAUGACCUGCGAAGCCUUCAUGUGGAGGAGAGACAACUUGAAAUUGUUACGGGAGGUGGCAAUACAAGGAUCGAUGGAAUAUCCCGGCAAUUCCAGGGUGGGCUCGGCGGCUCAAGACAAUGGAUCGCGAGAGGAUGGUGGCGCCGGAGAUUGCUGCGCGAUAUGCUUGGAAGACAUGAAUCUAUGUGAAGUGGAAGUUGCAUGCACGCCAUGCAAGCACGAGUUCCAUGAAGACUGCCUCGCUCGAUGGCUAAAGAUCAGCAAUUUGUGUCCCUUGUGCCGUUUCGCAAUUCCCGCGAGGUUGAGUGAUGUUGACUAA